AUUGAUAUCAUUUUCAAAUGGAUUUUUCAGAAGUUAUCGUUUACACCAAAGAAUAGUCAUAACUGUGGAAUCGAUUAUUUAUUCAAACACGAAAAUGUCGAAGAAUGGCGAAGUGACACCAAAUCAAGGCUCUAGUAGACCGAGUUUGUCUAGACCAGACUUGAAUUUAGUCCCUACAGAGAGGCGUAAAGUGUUAGACCUUCAACUAGGUGGUCCAUCCGGUGGUAAUGCAGCUUUUGUUCCAUUUACUACUAAUACAGCAUCUGCGCCCAGAAAUCGUAUACAAUCACGUACUAUAAGAGAUGUGUUACCUGAAAAUACCAGAGACAGAUGUAGAAUUUAUCCAUCCAUGCAAUCAUCAGGCAAAUUACAGUUAUCAGCAACAGAAGUGUAUGACUUCACAGCAGAUGACUUGCAAGAUCUUGGUGAGAUUGGAAGGGGAGCAUUUGGAGCUGUUAAUAAAAUGGAACAUAGAAAGUCAAAUAAAGUAAUGGCUGUAAAACGCAUACGUUCUACUGUAGAUGAAAAGGAACAGAAGCAGCUAUUAAUGGAUCUUGAAGUAGUUAUGAAAAGUAAUGAUUGCCCAUACAUUGUGGAGUUCUAUGGUGCUUUAUUUAAAGAAGGUGACUGUUGGAUUUGUAUGGAAUUGAUGGAUACAUCACUAGACAAAUUUUAUAAAUUUAUAUGUGAAAGAAUGCAAACUCGAAUACCCGAAAAUAUUAUAGCUAAAAUUACACUUGCUACUGUAAAGGCUUUGAAUUAUUUAAAGGAAAAACUGAAAAUCAUACACAGAGAUGUCAAACCAUCUAACAUACUGCUAGAUCGAAAGGGUAACAUUAAACUAUGUGACUUUGGCAUUUCUGGUAAGCUGGUGGAUUCUAUCGCUCGCACACGUGAUGCUGGUUGUAGACCUUAUAUGGCACCGGAACGAAUAGACCCUGGACGAGCCAGAGGAUAUGAUGUGAGGUCUGAUGUAUGGUCAUUAGGAAUAACACUAAUGGAAGUAGCAACAGGCGCAUUUCCUUACCCACGUUGGGGCUCUGUAUUUGAACAGUUGCAACAAGUAGUGCAGGGUGACCCACCACGCUUGACAAAUAACAAUAACACAUUCUCCAAUAACUUCGUUGACUUUGUAAACACUUGUUUAAUUAAAGAAGAAACCCAGCGUCCGAAAUAUAACAAGCUAUUGGAGCAUCCAUUUAUUAAAGGCAUCGAUCAAAGCAGAGUCGAUGUCGCUGCAUAUGUGUGUGAAAUUUUAGAUGCUAUGGAACGAAAUGGUGUUAGUCCAUUUACAACAGAUCAGCCAGCUCAAGCUUGGUUAGAUUAAUUAAAACUUCUCCACAUAAUGAAAACUAUACAUAUUUCAACCUUUUGUCCAAUUCCAAUGAUGUCUUUCAUUAUACAUUACAUUAUGAAUUAUAAUAUACCAGGGUUCGCAAUAAUCUGAUAUAUAUGUAUAUGAAAAGCUGCGAUUUUUGAGUUGCUAGUGACUUUAUUUAUUAUUUAAUCUUUUAAAUCAAAGGUGUAAAAUAAAGAUCGAGUUUAAGUUAUUUAAUAUUAGUGUAUUUAUUAUUAAAUAGUGUGAGGAUUUCCAGUAACCUAUAGGGGAAUCCCAAAAUUUCUAGCAAGUAAGAUUGCUACUUUAGGCCAAUAAUGCAACCGUCACAUCAGGUUGGUUAAUUUUCUAGUUGAGACUCGGUACUCUUUAACUUAUAAUAAAUAUUAUAAAUAUCAAUUGACAUAAAUCAAUCAAUAUAUUUAUCUAUUGGUAUUUAUCAGCGAACUCUGUUAUAAAGUAAUAAGUCUCAUCAUAUAUCUGAACAAAUGCCAAUUUAAUGUAUUUUGUUUUAUUGAUUAUCAUAGUGGCAUAAUUAUUUGAAAUAAUAAGUCAACUGGCUUCACAAUAAAAUAAUUAGAAUUAUUGUAAUUAUGAUUAAUUAUAACUUUGUUGUAAUGUAACAUUAACAAAGGAAUUAAGUCUUUCUGUAUGAAAUUAUGUAGCUAUAUAUAUUUGUUAGGACAAGUAGGACAAUUCUUCAAUUUUUAUCUUGAGGUUAACUGUAUCAAUGUAUUGUAUUAUAAACACAUUAUAAUUCUAGUACUGUUAUCUUUAUCUGAUGGAAAUGCUACAAGUGCACUACUGAGCCUUAUGCACUUCAAGAUAAUCUUCUAAAUGAAGUCUGUUUCUUUUUAGAAUAAAUUAUUAAACUGAUAUUAAAAAAACAUAUAUUGUAAAUAUUUGUGAACAUCCUUAUAAAAUAGUUGCAAUUUGUGUGUGUAAAGUGACACCGUAAUGAGAGUGUGGAUUGCUUGUAGCUCAUAAUAACACAAUGUAAAAGGGUAGAAUUAGUUGUAUUCAAACCACUGUUUUCCUGAUGUAGGUAAUUUUAUAAAUUUGUAUAUACAGGCAGAUAAAUAAUUGAGAAAAUAAACAUAAAUAUCAUAAAAAUGAAACAUUUUUAUAUGGAUGCAAUUAAAAAAGGUUUUGUGAAUCUAUGUAUAACAAUUGACACAUUUGAAAAUAAUUUUAUUAUAUUUAUUCUAAAUUACUGAGUAUAAAUAUUGAUUUUCAACACUAUUUAAGAAUAGAAUGAUACAAUAC
This is a messenger RNA of Diatraea saccharalis (sugarcane borer), 2602 nucleotides long. The record is from the annotation of a GenBank genome assembly. NCBI's taxonomy places the organism in Eukaryota, Metazoa, Arthropoda, Insecta, Lepidoptera, Crambidae.